GCUGGAGGGAGUGGGUAAUUGAUCCCUCCGAAGAGUUUUACUAUGGCUGGUUGCAGGUCAUGAUCUUUCCCAUCAUCUACAACUGGGUUGUUAUUAUCCUCAGGGUCUGUUUUUAUGAAGUUGAUCAGAAAUUUCAGGCCAUUUGGUACACAUUAGACUACAUCUCCGAUUUGGUUUAUGUGGCUGACAUAUUCAUCAAAGUUCGUACUGGGUUUUUGGAGCAGGGCAGCUUAGUGCGAGAUAUGUCACGGCUAAAAAAUCGCUACUUGCACUCCUCUCAGUUCUUCUGGGAUGUGCUGUCGCAGCUACCCACUGAUCUGCUUUAUCUGAUUGACACUGUCAAGACUCCUGUGGUGAGAAUAAACCGGUUUCUCCGUUCUCCUCGCCUCUCUGAGACCUUGGACCGCAUGGAGACACGGACCGCCUACCCCAACGUAUUCCGCAUAUCCAAACUAAUGAUCCUCAUUUUUAUCCUCAUCCACUGGAAUGCAUGCCUCUAUUUUGCCCUCUCAAAAUAUAUAGGCUUUGGAAGUGAUGAUUGGGUCUAUCCUGAUCCUACAGACAACGAGUAUAAUUCCACACGCCGUCAGUACUUCUAUUCCUUCUGGUUUUCCACUCUGAUCCUCUCCACAGUUGGAGAUACCCCUCAGCCGACUUGCGAGGAGGAGUUUCUCUUCAUGAUUGCUGACCUGUUGAUUGCUGUGUUGGUGUUUGCAUCUGUCGUAGGAAGUGUAGGGAGCGUAAUAAUGAACCUUCAAGACAGGGACAAUGUCUUCUUCCCCAAUCACGAGCUGGUAAAGAGUUACUUGCGCAGUCGGCGAAUCAGCAAAGCACUCCACAACCGUGUCAACACCUGGUACCAACAUCUUUAUAUCAACAAAAAGAUCACCAGGGAGAAUGAGAUCCUCCUGCAGCUACCGGUCACACUGCAGACAGCUAUUGCUGUGAGUGUGCACCUACCCACUCUGUCCAAGGUCACCAUCUUCCAGAAUUGUGAGAGCAGCCUGCUGGAGGAACUGGUGCUCAAGCUCACCCCACAGGUCUACAACCCCGGAGAGUACGUGUGUAGAAAAGGUGAUGUAGGGCAUGAAAUGUAUAUAAUCAAAGAGGGGAAGUUGGCUGUGGUGGCAGAUGAUGGGGUCACUCAGUUUGCUGUACUGGGUGAAGGCAACUUCUUUGGAGAGAUCAGCAUCCUAAACAUAAAAGGUAACAAAUCAGGUAAUCGACGCACAGCCAACAUCCGCAGUAUUGGUUACUCAGAUCUGUUCAGCCUGUCCAAAGAAGACCUGACAGACACUCUGUGUGAGUUCCCAGCUGCCAAGCGCCUUUUGGAGGAAAAAGGGCGUCAGAUCCUCACCAAGAUGGGAAUGCUAGAGACUUCAGAUGAAGGGGAGGAGGAUACAGAGAAGAUUGAGGACAAAUUGGUGCGCAUUGAAUCUAGCCUGGAAACACUACAGACCAAGUUGGCGCGGCUGAUGGUUGAACUGGAGUCUAGUGUCUACAAGAUGAUGAUUCGUGUGGAGCAGUUGGAAAUGCAGACAGAUGGCUGGGAGGGUAUUGUGGCUGAGGGAGCCGGGAGUGAAACUGACGAUGAGGCUGAGAUAGAGAGGAAGAUUGGAGAUGGUGAGGGAGAGCAAGAGGAGGAACCACAAGGAGAGAGGGGUGAGGGGGAUGGAGGAGAGGAAGACAAGGAUGACAGCAAAGAGAUAAAACAGAAGUUAGAAUAG
Messenger RNA from Silurus meridionalis, 1727 nucleotides. It is a transcript of the gene cnga4, whose product is annotated as cyclic nucleotide gated channel subunit alpha 4. The record is from RefSeq and is a predicted model, not a curated record. Gene Ontology annotation, molecular function: intracellularly cAMP-activated cation channel activity; intracellularly cGMP-activated cation channel activity; cGMP binding. Bases 60 to 1727 code for a protein of 555 amino acids. NCBI's taxonomy places the organism in Eukaryota, Metazoa, Chordata, Actinopteri, Siluriformes, Siluridae. Gene Ontology annotation, biological process: monoatomic cation transmembrane transport. Gene Ontology annotation, cellular component: plasma membrane; intracellular cyclic nucleotide activated cation channel complex. The transcript has 6 exons.